Messenger RNA from Erpetoichthys calabaricus (reedfish), 1825 nucleotides. RefSeq names its product cysteine-rich venom protein-like. The coding region runs from base 18 to 560 and encodes 180 amino acids. NCBI's taxonomy places the organism in Eukaryota, Metazoa, Chordata, Cladistia, Polypteriformes, Polypteridae. The transcript is spliced from 6 exons. Gene Ontology annotation, cellular component: extracellular region. The record is from RefSeq and is a predicted model, not a curated record.
UUUUGUUACAAGAAAUAAUGUGUUUUUUGUCAACAGAAAUUUUGACUACUGAUCCUAAUGUGCAGAAGAUCAUUGUUGACAAGCAUAAUGCUGUGAGAGGAUCGGUGAUUCCAACUGCAACAAACAUGAUAAAAAUAGGGUGGAGUACAGAGGCAGCUGCCAAUGCUGAACAGUGGGCCAAAACCUGCUCGAUGAAUCAUAGUCCCCCAAAAGAAAGAACAAUCAGUAAGGGCAGCUGUGGAGAAAAUUUGUUCAUGUCUUCAAAUGCAGUACCAUGGGAUAGUGCAAUUCAGAAAUGGGAAGAUGAAAAAAAAGAUUAUGUGUUUGGAAAAGACCCACAAAAUGGUAAAGUUGUUGGGCAUUACACUCAGCUGGUAUGGGCAAGUUCCAAUCAGGUUGGCUGUGCUGUUACUUACUGCCCCAAAUCCCCAUAUAAAUAUUUUUAUGUCUGCCAAUACUGUCCUCCAGGAAAUUAUAAAAAUACCAACCCAUAUACACCCGGUGACCCAUGCAGUUCUUGCCCAAAAUCAUGUGAAAAAAAUCUCUGCACUCAUCUUUGAGUCUGCCAAGAGAAACGUGCUUCCUAAAAUCCUAUAACCAAUCUAAAGCAACAGAAGUCUUCUUAUUUCAAUACAAUUAAGAUAAUCAAAGCAGAUGCCUUAUGUAACAACCUCUACAAUUUCUUAUUAUAUAAUGUUGACUUUUUAAGACUUUAAAUCAGAAAUAAAAACAUGACUUAACAACAUGGAAAUUUAAAUUCACAUUUGCAUUUAAAAUCCUGCUUUUUUAAUCAAUAAAAGCCUUAGCAGAGACAUCAUGGCUACUCCUUUGUUUUUCUGUAGCUAAACACAUUUCUGUCUGUGUAUUUCUUCAUACUAGUGGAAACAGGUUGAAGAAGGCUUGAUGCUCUGUUAUGUGCACUCCACCACUGGCUCUUUGUGUGCUAUGAACCAGACUGGCUCCUGCUCCUUCUUUCAUAGAUUUUAGCUGAUUUAAAGUACUUUGCUUGCUUGCUACCAACAGGCAAACUACCUGACUUAAGCCAAGAUGACAAACAGUAAGAUAAGUCAAAUAUAUGUAAAAUGAAUAAUAAAUGCCUGAAAACAAUGGAAAAAUAAUCUUUUAAAAUGACAAUUACGGGUUGAUUCUUCAGUUGUUUCCAAAAAUUGAAAGGAAACAGCUUUCUGCAGCAAUGAGUUAACAAACAAAACAUUUAAGAUAAAUUUCACUUACUUUGACUUGAUGAGGAGCCCUUAACUAAAGUACUGUAAUGCCUUAUUUUAUAUUUUAGCAUUUUUAAAUUUCCCAAGCAUGUUCUAUUAAUCACAAAUAUUAAAAAAUUGAUAUUCCAGUUUUUUAAAAUGCUGCUGGAGCUACAAUACCUUCUGUUUGCUUUCAUUUACUUGUACCCAUUGAUUAAAAUUCCACAGUCGACCAUAGCUCAACUAAGUACAUAUUGAGUACUGAUUGUAGAGUUUUGAUUUUCAUGACAUUCCUGUCCUGUUCUGGACAUCUCCUUGCGCUGCACUGGACAACCUAUAUGUUAUCAUACAUGGUGAACUUCAGGCAAUCUUGCCCCAGAGUUGUAUGUGUACAUGUAGAGUGGACUCUACAAGAAAUAUCAAACACGGGUCACAACAUAAGGACAGAAGUUUGUUCAAUUUCUAUUUUAUAGGGUUCAUUUUUUACCCUUUUGUUUUUAUUUAGUGCACACAAAUGUGUUGUUUGCUUCUUUACUUGAAUUUAUUUUUGAUGCUACUACUACAUAUGUUCUGUGUGUUGCUUUGACAUUUAGUGGUGUUUAAAUUAAAGUUACAUGAGAUUG